GACACCUUCAGCUAUGUGUGUGUGCUCUGGCUACAGCCUCAAGCUUUACUGGAUGACUAUGAGCCUAACUGCCAUCAAUGAAGGACCACAAUAGGAAACACCACUGGGGAACUUCCACGGCUUGUCCACACCUUUUUCAAAGGUCAUCGACCUCUGAGGAAGGACUGAUCACGUUUCAUCUCUAUUCGUCAAUGACAUUGAACUUUCAUCAUCCAGACGAGUGCUUUUAUCAAGUGAGGAGAUGGCCAAGGUGUACGGACUCUAUGUAGGGGUAGUAACAGCUCUGGCCUUAUGCAAAUACUCCCUGGCAGAAUGGAAUGCCACCGACGAGUCUGCCAAUCGAACUGAGUCCCUCUGUCAUCACCAUGGCAACGGAGACAAUUGCACAGCAGACACAAUAGACACAGGGCAGUGGACGGGGCACUUCUCAAAAUGUCCCAAGGAACUAACAAACUACUGCAUCCACGGGGAUUGUCGUUACAUAAAAGAACAGAUGGCACCAUCGUGCAGGUGUCAGCGGGGUUACAUUGGCUCAAGGUGUGAAUACCUGGACCUAGACUGGCGGAUAGGAGAGAAACGACAAAUCAUAAUCGCCUGCAUCAUCGCAGGGCUCGUUUUCCUCAUUCUCGUCAUUGUAUUCUUCUGCCUUUGUUCACAACGCAGGUGCAGAUUGUGGUGGCGGAAGGGAAGACGGAGGGAAGAACCAAGGAACGGAACAGAGAAGCUCAGCAUGAUGGACACCAGCGCGACUCACACAACCUUAACUGUAGACUCCACAGAGCCACCACACACCAACACCGUAUGAGAAGUGUGCUCGACCGCUGGUCUGGGAAUUGUUUAGACAUGGGGGAUUUUGUCCAUCAUGUAGCAGCUGCUGGCUUUUGUCUCACAGUGAUGGCAGUGUGCCAUAGGAGGUCCCUCUGUGCAGGACAGCACUGAGGCCUGUGCAAAGGAGGAGGGAAAUUUCUGGAUAAAGGCUGUGUUAGAUCAAGCUGGUGAACAUGAAUCUUCACCCUCCACUUAAAGGGCAGCCUUUUCUGGAUAUUUGAUGAAGCGUCAGAACUAAGAGGACGAUAAACAUGAGUUGGAGACCAGUGUUGAGCUGGAUUUCUUUUUCGUUUUCCGAUGCUGUGCAGCAACAGGCGCGUGUAGCUGCUGACUGCAUAGCACUUAAUCAGUUGUUGCUAUGUCGGAAAAAAGCUGUGACACCAGCUGUCAGCCGGUAAUAACAGUUCACCAGGUUAUUAGUUUGCAUGGGAGACACUUAGUUUGCAUGGGAGACACACAAUUAGAGGAACCGAGACUGUGUAAGGACACUCCAGUACACUGUCAUGUAAAUAUAUAAUUUAAUGUAUAGAAAGAAGCUACGGAAUACAGUUUCAGUCUGAUGUAUCUCUGUGUCAUGCUGUUUAUACUUAGUUUACCGCUACAUCACAAUCAUCAUUAUUUAUUACUCUGUUUGCAAUGCCUCCAUAUUAACCCACACAGAAUAUUGUUACUCAACAACAUUAGCAAUGCAAGAGAAGCCUUCUAUGUACGACAAGGCUGCAGUUCUGCACUCCAGGGAUUUGAGGAGGACAAGGAGAACUUGUGCUGGAGGCUUUUUUGAACUGUAUAUUUGGAGCCGAGCAGCCUCCGAGCUACACCGGCAGAACAGCCGAGCCUGUGUGUGGAGGCUCAACCGAGGUGAAAGUGCUCCACUGUAUGAGACACUUUCCAAACUGUCAGCCUUUCACAGGGUUGUUUUAACGUGUAUCUGUAUGUGUAUCAACUGCAUCUAAAUGUAGAACGAAGGGGGCAGAGUCAGUAAAGUCUCGCUGUCUACAAGCCACCUAUCAAUAAAUAUUUUGACUGGUUAUGUGCUGCCAAUUAAAAUUAUUUUUCCGGCAGAAGAUCAACAUAAAACAGAUAAAAUCAAUUGCAUUAAGACCCAAAUUAUGUAUGGUUUCAAACUCUAAGUGGUGUUUUCGGCAAAACGUUACUCAGUCUGCAGAGAGUUUGCAUCUCAUCACAGACCAAUGAGCUAAAGUUCAUAAGACCACCACUGACUCCUACACACAUUAAAAUCUCCAUGACCUUCUGCCACCCUUGUACCAGCUUCAAUUUUAAACCUUUAAUGAAAUACAUGCAGAUUUAACAAAAUUACAAUUCAAACAAAUGAGCAAGACAUGCUUAUAUUAGGUCACGAUAAUGCUCCCUUUCACGUGAUCGUACUUUGGUUACAGUUGUUGUGUUGCUAUGGUGAUGUAAUACCAUCUGGUGGGGCAGGAGCCAACAAAUUCCAGUGUAAGAGGGUGUGAACAAAAUUUAGUAUCGUCCUGUGACAUAUUGUGACUGAUUACAUGCACAAGGGAAUUAUCUUCUAUCUGCCUUUGUCCUUGGUUCUAACACUCUUUCAAAUGUAUCUCAUCCAAUACAUGAAUGUUUGAAUGCAUGAGAUUGAUAGCAUCACAAUGGAAAGUGAACUUCAGUUGUUAAGGAUGAUACAGUGAUUUAAAGAAAUAGUAUGACAUUUUGAAAUUUCAUACUGUACCAUACAUUUUGAUCGAUACCACUCUUGUCAACGUGCCGGCUAUAUCUUCAUAUUUACCAUACAGACAUGACAGGGGAAUUAAUGUUCCCCCUGGUCUUCAGCA
Molecule: messenger RNA, 2636 nt
Organism: Anoplopoma fimbria (sablefish)
Lineage: Eukaryota; Metazoa; Chordata; Actinopteri; Perciformes; Anoplopomatidae
Gene: btc
Product: betacellulin, epidermal growth factor family member
Exons: 5
Coding region: 242-805 (187 amino acids)
Biological process (GO): epidermal growth factor receptor signaling pathway; positive regulation of cell population proliferation; positive regulation of mitotic nuclear division
Source: RefSeq, a predicted model, not a curated record